Messenger RNA from Panicum virgatum (switchgrass), 878 nucleotides. RefSeq lists its product as uncharacterized. The coding region runs from base 120 to 599 and encodes 159 amino acids. The record is from RefSeq and is a predicted model, not a curated record. The transcript has a single exon. NCBI's taxonomy places the organism in Eukaryota, Viridiplantae, Streptophyta, Magnoliopsida, Poales, Poaceae.
UACUUUUGGAGUGGAACGACCGGCGAGGAGUCGUGCAGUCGUCCUGAAUACUUGUCGCCGCUGAUCGGAGACUACAUUGCCUCGGGGCCUCCGCUUACUUGGAACAGUCGCGGGCUAAGAUGAGGGAGGCGCUCGUUAUCGCGUUCGUGGCCGCCCUGGCGUCCCUGUUCGUCGUCCUGCUCGGCCUCGUCCUGCUUCGGCACUGGUGGCAGCGCCGCGGCGCCGUCCCGGCGUCCACCCGCGGCGGCUUCGUCCUGUUCGACGUCUGCCUCUCCGACGACAGGCGGCAGCCACGCGCCGCGAGGCCGCCGUCGUCCGUGGAGCGGAGCCGGUGGCGGGCGCCGCGGGAGCGCGGGGACAGCGAGGCCGCCGCGGCGGUCGAGGCGGAGCCCGACGAGUGCGAGAUCGCGCGGUGGAAGAAGAUCUUCGGGGGCCCCGCGAGGUGCCUGUCCACGAUAGACGAGGGGACGGAGAAGGGCGGCACGACGGCGGCCACGACGCCCGCGUUCUGCACGCCGCCGGCGUCGCCCGACCGCCGGGAGGCCCGCGCCGCCCGGCCUCUCGACAUGGCUUCCAUCGCGGCGCAACUUAAGGCUUAGCGCCAUGGUACUUUUGGUUCCUUUCCUGCGUUGCUGGAUGCGGUACGAUUCUUGAGCAGUAACAGUUAGUUCAUCGAUCUAUUGCCAGGUACCACUACAUAUGAUUCUUGUAGAAGAUCAUGCAAAACGUAGCAGUAAAGUAUUUGUAGAUGGAUGAAUUAUUUGUCUAACAGAGCUUCUAGAACAGCAUCAGUAUACUACUCCUACAAUUACCUGCAGGUUGCGAUUGUCCCCGUUGAUCAGUUUUACCAGUCUACCAAAAUCAUUGACAUUCCAUAA